AUGAAUACUGCAAUUGAAACAGCCAGAAGAUGGAAAACUGUAAAAAUGUUAGCUUCUGAAUCUACUAAUAAAGAAAAAAUCAUUCAAACCAAAAUAGAGAUUUUAGAAGAAGAUCCAGAUCAGGACCUCAGAAUUAUAGAAGAAAUCUAUCUAGAAAUCAAGAAAGGUACAGAAGAAACACCUGAGAUUAUAAUUAAUAUGAUAGAAGCAGAUCUAGAGAUUAUAAUCAAAAUAAUAGAAGCAGCAGAUAAUAAAGAAACUAUCUCUACCAAUUAUUGGGAUACUCUUUUAAAUAAUACUAGUAUUAAAAGAGCUUUAGCAAAUUAUCUGCAAGACAGUUAUCAUAUUAUUGUACCUACUACUUAUGAGCAUAAUCAGGCUAUAGAAAGACAACUCAUAGUCAGUAAAGUAGAUAAUAACUGGGAUGAAGAAUAUAAGGAUGAAGAAUUAAUCUCUUAUGAAGCCUAUACUUUAGAAGCAGAAUCUAAUAAUAUUGAAGACUCAGAAUGGACUAUAUAUCAACAAAAAUCAAAAAUCUCUCACAAGAAAAACCAGAGAUGUAGAACAUGUGAACAAACUGAUCAUUACUUUGAAGAUUGCUAA
Messenger RNA from Racocetra persica, 603 nucleotides. The record is from the annotation of a GenBank genome assembly. NCBI's taxonomy places the organism in Eukaryota, Fungi, Glomeromycota, Glomeromycetes, Diversisporales, Gigasporaceae.